GUGUCUUUGAAGUCUAUGCUUUCUCCAGGAGGGUUGCCACAUCUCCUUYAGAUUCGCAGUGGAGCUGGUAAAUAUUAUUCCCAUUAUUCAGAGGAAGUAGCAGAGGCAGGGAUUUGUAGGAACCCAAAAAACGGAGUAGCUGAGCUAAAAGCAAGAGGGAAGAGUUUCCAGUUGUGCACUGGGGGAAAUGAAGAUUGCACACCAUGGGUGUUGGAUACGCCUCCAUCUCUGCGUGCAUCCAAUCGGGAUGGACAGGCUGGGAUCCCUGCAAAGCCUUUUCCUCCAGCCCAGAUCGUGGUGCCCAGCCCCCUGCUGCGUCAGAACGAGCAGCUGCAGCUCCUGGAGCGCCUGGACUCGGUGGUGAGGAACAUYGUGGAGCUGAGGAAGGAGGUGGAGGAGCUGCGCAACGGCCUCCAGGACCUGGCGGUGGAGAUCGCGGGGGAAGUCAGGACCCACCUGGAAGAAAACCAGCGAGUGACUCGCCGGAGGAGGUUCCCCUUCUCCAGGGAGAGAAGUGACUCCACAACCUCCAGCUCCAUUUAUUUCACAGCCAGCUCAGGGAACGCCAACACAGAUGAUGGAGAGAGUGAAGGGGGUUACACCACGGCCAACGCCGAGUCCGACUACGACCGGGAGUCGGAGCGGGAGAGCGAGGAAGGGGAGGAUGAAGUGAGCUGUGAGACCGUGAGAACCAUGCGCAGGGAUUCCCUGGAUCUGCCCCCCGAGGAUGAAACCCCUCUGGUGUCGGAUUCCUCGCAGGAGGAGGGGCUGGGGCAGCUCCUGGAGCAAGCUGACCGCCUGCACAGCGGGGAUGACCAGGACAAGAGAGAGGGCUUCCAGCUGCUCCUCAACAACAAGCUGGCGUAUGCAGAGCAGCACGAAUUCCUGUGGCGCCUGGCGCGGGCUCACAGUGACAUGUGGGAGCUGACAGAGAACGCGGAUGAGAGGAGAUCCUACGCUGCAGAGGGGAAGGAAGAGCUGGAGCUUGCCUUGCAGAAAUGGGAUCAAUGUGCCGAGUGCCACCAGUGGUUUGCCAUCCUUUGUGGGCAGAUGUCGGAACAGGAGAGCAUUCCCAAGCGCAUCCAGGCUGGAUAUGUUUUCAAGGAACACAUCGAUAAAGCCAUUGCACUGAAGCCACACGACCCUCAGCUCUACUAUCUCCUGGGCAGGUGGUGUUACCAGGUUGCCCACCUGGGCUGGCUGGAGAAGAGGACGGUGUCGGCGCUGUUCGAGACGCCCCCGACAGCCACGGUGCAGGACGCGCUGCNNNUGUUCCUGUAGGUCGAGGAGCUGAGCCCAGGAUUUUCCAAAGCAGGAAGAAUUUACAUUGCCAAGUGCUACAGGGACCUUGGGAAUGCCUCAGCAGCUGUGCUGUGGAUGAACCUGGCCUCGGAGCUGCCAGGGAGCACCAAAGAGGAUGCAGAAAGCGAAAGGGAACUUGAAGAGAUGCGCUCAGUCUGGGAGGAAUAAUUUUGGAAAAAYUCAUCGCACUGGAUACUGCAGAGACAGUAAAAUUCCAAAUGGAUUUCAUGAUCCUGACAGUUCUAAAUGCACUUUGUGGAUAAGCCACAAGAGCUUACAGGAAAACACACCCAGCAGCACRUCCAGGAAGACAUCUUGGAAUUAAUGGGAUAAAACCGUGGUUUAUUUUCCUUUGUACAGCACUGCACGUGUUUGAUUUUAGGAUCCCUAAAAAUGUUACAUUCCUAAAAACGGGGGAAUGUGGGGGUUUAUAGGUAGAGUUUGUGAUAUAAUAAUAUUUGUGGUUAUAUAUUUGUGAGAUAGAUACUUUGUGAUAUAAAUGUGUAUAAUAGAUAUUUUUAUAUAUGUGUGUAUGAAUAUAUAUAUUUAUAUAUAAUAUAUAUAUGCACAUACAUAUUUUAUAUCACACACUCUGCCCCUCUGACAGCCUUGCUGGUGAGCUCCCAGUUCAUUCCCAAGGAAAACUUGAGCCAAAUGUUKUUCCAGUUUAUUUGUAUUCUCUUUUCUUUAGUAAUUAAUUGAAUCAGUUGGAAUAACUGAUAAAUGCCUUUUGUAGAURUUUAGGGGAGAUCAAUUUCCAAGMAGGACCAAGGAGCUUUCCUGCACAAUCCAGACUGGAUUUUAAGAGGUUCAUUAGUUAAAGAAGUGAGGAGUAGGAUUUUGAAUUUCAGGAUUUCUUCCCAGUGAUGUUUCUCUUUUCACUCACACGAGGCUGAAAAUUUUUAUCUCUCCAAGCUGUGCUGCUGUGGUUUAGGUGGAAUAACUGAGUUUGGAAAGUAGUAACUGAUCAGGGAACAGGUUACAGGAGCAGGAAUACCCUGUGGCAAGGCUGAUGCUUCCCUGUGAUGAUCUUCUACCACUGACCAGAUUCAUUAUCUUCAAUUUAAUUGUCUCCUGGACUAAUGAGGCAACGCCAAGGAGGUGAAGCUGAAGAUUGACAUUUCCUCUUGCAGCUCUGGGGACCAGACGGGAACAGGGAAUUGUGCUGGAUGCUGACACAGAUGGGGAAGGAAAACSUGUGUUGAGGAAUUCUCCAAAUACUUCAUCAAGGCUUUGUUGAUAUCCCUUAAAAUUUCAAUGGCAGCUACUGAACACUAAUUUSUGAGCAUCUGUUUCGUGCUGUGAUGGUUGUGAGGGUAAAGUGAGGAGUGUGAGAGUAAAACAUUCCUUAAAUCACCUUUCUUGUC
Messenger RNA from Malurus melanocephalus (red-backed fairy wren), 2669 nucleotides. RefSeq names its product regulator of microtubule dynamics 3 (gene RMDN3). The record is from RefSeq and is a predicted model, not a curated record. Gene Ontology annotation, cellular component: spindle microtubule; cytoplasm; mitotic spindle pole. The transcript is spliced from 12 exons. Gene Ontology annotation, molecular function: microtubule binding. Lineage: Eukaryota; Metazoa; Chordata; Aves; Passeriformes; Maluridae.